This is a messenger RNA of Pocillopora meandrina, 1970 nucleotides long. The record is from the annotation of a GenBank genome assembly. Lineage: Eukaryota; Metazoa; Cnidaria; Anthozoa; Scleractinia; Pocilloporidae.
UUGGUAAAAAUCGGGAGAGCGGGAGGCAAGACAUCAAAUCGGGAGACUCCCGAUCAAAUCGGGAGGGUUGGAAUCUCUGAAGUUCAAGGUACUCGAUUCAUUACCUAGAUAUUAAAAUGCCUUUCAGAGUGAUAUUCGGUUUAAUUCAAGUGAUUUAGGUUAAUAACGAGGUAUUGCAAUAGUUCAGUUCGGUCAAACACUCUGGCCUGCUAGCAGAACAUAGUUUGCAUGGAAACAAGGAGGCAGUAGGGUUCGACAGACAGUGAGUAAAUCACAACUGUUUGGUAAGUGAGUAAGAUGAAACGCUAACAAGUUUAACUUAACUUGUUAAACCUUGUAUUCUACCGUUUAUUUACUACAAAAAGGAUUGUUCUCGUGCUUGCAGUGAUCUUAAAAUUAGCAGGGAUAUUAAGAAACGUCCAAUUGUCAGUAUGUUAUUAUUGCCUUUCUGGUCCUAUGACUUCGUGCCUUUAGUAUGGCUGUAAUACAUUAACAGAUUUCGAUCCUUAAAUUUCCCCAUCUAUGUGCUCUGCAGUAGUAUUCCCACAUCAAGAUCACUAGAAAAUCGUUAAAACGAAAUGUCACUGUGGUUUCCAAAGACACAAAGAAAAAAACUCUUACAGGCCUUUCCUUUUUAUUGUGUAUUUUACUGAAGCUGUCUAUCUAAAAAAAAUUAUAUAUAUAUAUAUAUAUUGUUAAAUAAUAUGAUCUCUAGCCAGCUCACAGCUCAUACUCACCAGCUCUUAUUUGGAACAAAAACCUUCCACAAUUACAGUCUUGCAUCAACUGACACCUUUCUAAAAAUACAUUGAUAAGAAAAUCCUGCACCAGUCAAGAAGAGAGAAGUCUAUGAUCAUGCUCUCUCUUGAGAUGAGAUUGUGUCAGAACUCUUUGGGAUGUCUUUGGUAAUUUUCUGAAUGUCUUUAGAACUAGUGAAGAGUUGUAAGAUUUUCCUUGAGAACUCUCCAAAAAACCUUUUGAUCUGCAGGCUAGUGUGCUUCUCACUGAAUGUUUCAAACAUGGAUGAGGAAAAGAAUGAGUGGCUGGCACAGCAUUAUUCUCCAAGCAUGUGGAAUAAGCGAAUGGACCCAGGAGAAGUAGUAGAUUCCCACAUGAACAUCUGUACUAGCUAUAGUGAAAUUACUUGCAAAAAUUCUCACUGCGAACUGAGUGUCUGUUAUGGUGAAAAGAAAGCUAAGAUGGAUAUAUUUUAUCCUAUGCAAGAGACUGAUGAGACAGCUGUAUCUGUAAAAAAAAUUGGUGGUAGUUCUGCACCAGUAGUACUGUUUGUUCAUGGCGGGUACUGGCAAGUAGGGAGCAGGAAGAUUUACAGCUUUGUUAGUAAAUCAUGGACUAAAGCUGGUUGUGUUGCAGCAGUGGUGGGUUAUAACCUUGCACCAGAAGCGAGCUUGAAUCAGUUGAUGAGUGAAAUAAAGUCAGCAGUGAAAUAUAUCAAUACCAGGUUUCCAAAGUCCAAACUGUUCUUGUGUGGCCAUUCAGCUGGGGCACAUUUGUGUGCUAUGAUGAUGGUGUCAGACUGGAGCAAAGAUCCUUCAAUUCCACAAGUCAUUCAUGGUAUGUUCUUGAUAUCAGGAGUUUUUGAUUUGGUACCUAUUGUAAAUACCUAUGUUAAUGAUGCAUUAAAACUGACAGAAGAAUCUGCUGCACAAAUCAGUCCUCAACAAAUUCUGAUAAAGAUGUCACCAACAUUUAUGUGCCCUAUUUUGGUUGUGAAGGAAGAGCAUAGUUCCCCAGAGAUUAAUCGACAGGCUAAAGAAUUUGUUGAAAUCUUAAAAGUUCAUAAUGUUCAGUGUUCUUUGCUUGAGCUACCAGGAGUAGAUCACUUCAGCAUGAAUGAAAACAUGGUAAAUAGUGAUGAUCUCCUCUGCCAGGAGAUUUUAAAAGUUGUCGGAAAUAUCAACUCAGCAAGGAGUGAAAUAGGAGUCAAAGGUUCAAACUCAAGUCUUUAA